AUGCCGCAGGCCAACAAGUGCCAAAGUCUCCAACUCGACUCCAACUCCAAUUCAACAAAUCAGCGUUAUAAGAAUUCAGCACUGUUGCUGGAAGAUCUCAGUCUUCAACGUGAAUUCUACACUCUACAGUCGUGUUGCUCAAAAUCCAGCCAGAGUAUGUUCAAGUCUGUUUGGCCUACUUUAAUUGGUCUAAUUAUGCUAAGCUUAUGCAUAUUAGUUAAAGCUGCACCCUACCAGGAGCUGGAGCCACGCAAAGGUCAUGUUCCAGUCUACAUUCGCCACGGCAAUGAGGCCCUCAGCCAAAUACAUCCCGGCCUGGCGGAGGCAUUCAACGAGGAGAACGAUUCCCAAUCCCAGCAGUUAAAGGCCGAGAACCUCAUCACGGAAUCCCCAAGCACAACUGAGACGGCAAAGAGCUCCACCGAAUCGGAUAUAGCCAGUUUUGAUACCAUCAAAGCAAAGGAUGUAUAACAAAUAAAAUGCCCAAGAAUUUUUUAAACGAAAA
This is a messenger RNA of Drosophila grimshawi, 505 nucleotides long. RefSeq lists its product as uncharacterized. NCBI's taxonomy places the organism in Eukaryota, Metazoa, Arthropoda, Insecta, Diptera, Drosophilidae. The record is from RefSeq and is a predicted model, not a curated record. Bases 1 to 471 code for a protein of 156 amino acids. The transcript is spliced from 4 exons.